Messenger RNA from Cylicocyclus nassatus, 603 nucleotides. Lineage: Eukaryota; Metazoa; Nematoda; Chromadorea; Rhabditida; Strongylidae. The record is from the annotation of a GenBank genome assembly.
AUGGAUCCUCAUCACUCUGACGUUCCUUUGAACGGAGGAAAUAAGAAAGUGUUUGAGGAUGAGCGCAUUACUUCAUUCCACGCCGCUCCACUUUUUGAACUACCUCAUAGCAAUUCAAUGAACAUGCUGUUAUACGACUUGCCGCCGAUGCGAAUGUAUCCUUCUUCCUCCCAAAGCGAGCUCGAUGCAAACACCUCGACACACGUGUCCAAUGUGUUCCCCAUUCCCUCAGACACGUACCUGCACCAAUCAGACUCGCUCAACGGUUAUAUCCUUAAUGGUUAUUCACCACCGCCGCAAGAUCCAGCCUACCCUCCAAAACCUCCCACUCAACAUCUUAGCCCACUGGUGAAGCAAAAGAAGCGAAUACAAGCAGUACCAUGCCAUUCGAACUCAGUAUGUGCCAACUGUAAAACGACAGAAACGACACUAUGGAGGAGGGCAAAGACUGGCGAGAUAGAGUGCAAUGCUUGCAACUUGUACUUCCGUAAAAACAACACCAGAAGGCCAAUGUCACUGUGUAAGGAUACAAUAAUGAAAAGAAAUCGAAAGCCACGAAGUAAUUCGUCGUCCUCGAAGCAGCACUCGACCGUAUCUGGCUGA